Molecule: messenger RNA, 462 nt
Organism: Yamadazyma jaroonii
Lineage: Eukaryota; Fungi; Ascomycota; Pichiomycetes; Serinales; Debaryomycetaceae
Source: the annotation of a GenBank genome assembly
AUGGAACCGGAUAUGUGCCCAGUCUCUUACCCUAGAAACUCCCCUAGUCUGCCUAGUGUCUCUUACCUCUCAACUAAGAAUCUCUUGUCUGAAGGCCCCUUGUCGAAGUUCUGUGUGAAGUUCUGUCGAAUUUCUCUUGCUCAAGGUUUCUUCGAAGAUCGCCUCUCCGUGGUCUCUUCCAGAACCAAAGAAGUCCCCAGUCUCUUACACAAUACCUGCCUAGUCUGCUUGGGGUGUUUCGCCUCUCAACUAAAAGUCUCUUGUUCAGAGGUCCCUUGUCAAAAACUUCCUAUGGAAGUUUUCUUUUCAAAGAUUUCUUGUUCAAGGUUUCCACAACUCAAAGCUUUCCUGAUAUGUCCUGCCUCCCAACUGAAAGUGUCUUGUUCAGAGGUUGUUCUUCAAGGGCCCACUGUAAAAAGUUUCUUGUCGAAGAUCUCCACCCCGAGGUCUUUCGUCGAGUAG